AUGCAGCACGAUGGCUGUGGCUUGGAGCUGAAUCAGGUCCGGGAUCUGGCUGGGGCAUUGAGUGAUCCAUGUGGUGUAAGUUCUAGUGGGCUGCUGGAAUGCCUGUUUGCCGUGAUGCGCCAUCGCGAGGCAGUGGACGCGUUUGUCGCUGGUGAAACGAGCAUGUGCAAUGCGGAUGUGUCGAUUAAGGAGUGGGUGGCUAGUCUCAGUUCCUGGGCGCAAGUGUCGACGGUUACUGAAGAACUGGAGCCUUGUCGCGAGAUCAUGAACCUGGUCGAGUCGGAUUCUCUACUUUUGUCCACGUUCUGUCACCAGUUUACGCAGCUGUGGGGACACGUACGUGUCGACAAGUACGAGAGUCUUGCGACAAAGAUCCGCGGUUUCCGCCAUCAAGUCUGUCAGGGGAAGCCACGAGCGAGGCGCUUGCGGCGUACAUCAAGCGAAUAUCCAAAGCCGAGGUCCAAAACAAUCGUGGACGAGUUGACUCGCUUUACAGCUCGGGUUGGCCUCUUUGCCGAUGAUGCUGUCUGGGAAUCCGCGCAACAAUGCAAUCCGCUGCACUGGUGGAGAGGUUUCAUCAGUGGGUCCUGUUUAAACUUGCAAGCGGUAGCACUGCGCACGCUGGGGUGUCCUAUGACCUCUGGUCUUUCUGGCAAAAGACGCAAGACGUUUGAAAAGAUCCUAACGAUGAACGCGAAGUACAUGACCGAGGAGCAGGCAAUCAAGGCGGCAGUCGUGUACGUGAACGCGAACCUGGCGUCGCACGUUGAAGAUGGCACGCACGACGGCACUCGCACAGAAAAGCGAUCGCAUCGACGAAAAACCGCUUGUGGCCCACAGCAGCGCUGCAGGUUCAUUGUACCCCUCGCUCAGCAUCUGCAUCCUUCUGCACGGGUGACUUGA
Peronospora matthiolae is the source of this 903-nucleotide messenger RNA. The record is from the annotation of a GenBank genome assembly. Lineage: Eukaryota; Oomycota; Peronosporomycetes; Peronosporales; Peronosporaceae.